UUGGAAUUGCAAACUCAGUUCUUUCUGCUGCUCAUCUGCACUUCAAAUUACACAUAAAAUUACUUUCAAGUAAAAAAAAAAAAUAAUCAAUUCUACCUUUUCUGAUAACGAGAGCAGCAGCCAUGGACUUGUUGAGGGCUACAUCACUUGUUUUAAUGGCAGCCGCUGUUCUUUGCCAUCAACUUCCUCUCAUCAGUGGUUUGGGUGGCAUUGGGGUCAACUAUGGGCUGAAUGGUGACAAUCUACCACAACCAAAUGAUGUUAUAAGUCUGUAUGGGCGGUGUGGUAUCGAUAUCGUGCGGAUAUUUGAGCCUAAUCACGGCGUUUUGGAUGCGAUGCGUGGGAAACCAAAUGCCCUGUGGCUGGGAACAAGAAAUGAAGACAUACCCAGCUUCGCCAUCAACCAAACAGCAGCCAACGCUUGGGUUAACGCUAACGUGGUUCCUUAUUAUGCAGAUGUCAAUAUCGCAUACAUCACCGUCGGUAACGAAGUCAUCCCUGCCGACCCAGCCGCACCUUUUGUUGCUAAUGCCAUUAGAAAUAUAAUGCAGGCGCUUGCCAUUACCGGAGUCAAGAAGGCCAUAAAGGUAACGACGGUGGUCCCUAUGAGCGCCAUGGGAGUCUCGUACCCACCCUCAGCUGGAACAUUCACAGCUGUCGCCUUGGGGCCUCUAAGCAACAUCGCAAAGGUGGUCGGUUCUAGCGGCGCACCACUACUAUUGAAUGUGUAUCCAUAUUUUGCAUACGCAUCAAACCCACAACAGAUUUCUUUAAAUUAUGCACUCUUCACUUCGACGACGCCUAUUGUGGAUGGAAAUUUGCACUAUUACAAUCUGUUUGAUGCUAUGGUGGAUUCUUUCUAUGCGGCGUUAGAGAAGAUUGGCGCUACCAAUGUAACACUGGAGAUUUCGGAGACUGGAUGGCCGACUAAAGGGAAUGAGCCGUUCACAAGUGUUGAGAAUGCAGUGACAUAUAACAAAAAUUUUGUGAACCAUGUGAGCAGUGGUGCAGGAACUCCGAGGAGGCCGAAUGUGAAGUAUAGUGGAAUUUUAUUUGAAAUGUUCAAUGAAGAUCUUAAGGCGGCUGGAAUUGAGCAGAAUUUUGGGUUCUUUUAUCCUAAUAUGCACCCGGUUUAUCCAUUUUGGAAUUGCUAAUUAAUUAAGAACGGGAAAAGAGCU
This is a messenger RNA of Momordica charantia (bitter melon), 1178 nucleotides long. RefSeq names its product glucan endo-1,3-beta-glucosidase-like. The record is from RefSeq and is a predicted model, not a curated record. Gene Ontology annotation, molecular function: hydrolase activity, hydrolyzing O-glycosyl compounds. Lineage: Eukaryota; Viridiplantae; Streptophyta; Magnoliopsida; Cucurbitales; Cucurbitaceae. Gene Ontology annotation, biological process: carbohydrate metabolic process.